GAAACAGGACAACCAGGUUUAGUGCACCACGGAACCUUUAUAAAUGGAGUAUGCUGACAGCAUCAUUGCAAACACAACGUUUAAAUGUGGUGGCCCUCUAACAAGGAAAACCCUUCGGCAUAUCAGCUUGGAUCAUUUGUUGCUACAUAAAGCACAUAAAGCCACCAAGCUGCCGUAUACAGUGUGAUAAGUGCGAGAACAAUGGCUGUUGUUACACGCGAACGGACAAGGAAAGUUUUCCUACAGUUUGGUUGAAGCUACUCGACUAGUUGAUAGCUGAAUUUAAGCUAGAAAAUGAAACUCAGAAACAGCCGUUUGGAAGGAUGUACAGAGCGACCAAACUGUGACUAGAAAAUGGCAACUACCAUGUCGAUGGUGUUUUGUUGUGGGUUCAUUCUCGUGUGUGAAGUUGCGGUACACGGAUCACCAUACACACCCGUGUCUUCUCGCAACAUGUACUCCGUGUCUGGCGCUUCGAGUAUAGCUGUGGCGUCAUCAAAUGAUAAUACACAGAUCCAAUCCUCCUCCCUCGCGGCCACUCUAUCCUCAAUACCAACGUAUCCAGAUCAUACAGUGAAAAUAACCUCCGCAGUAUCAUCUUCGUUACAAUCUUCAUCUUCAGUAGAACACACAGAGAAACCAAACUUACAAACAGACACGUUUGGAGAAUCCCCGUCAUUGGAAUCUUUAACUGGUUGGAAUGAAGGAUCAGCAAACCCUACCAGUGACACCACAAUGAAGUCAAGCCGAUCAACCCUAAUGAUGCCAGUGACGCCACAGUCAUCGUCUUUUACCGGAACUACAAGCAACGAACCUCCUUUUCUAACAGGUCAACUUCUGAUAACACCUGUGACUUCGUUGAUUGCUCCAACAUUGACAUCAGUAUUCACACCGACAACGCCAAAGUUACCCUUUCAGCAAGUGAAAACACCCUUAGCUACCACUACACAAGUGUCUAGAAUGCUCUGGCCUACUGGCAUACGCGCGGAGAAGUUAAUCCAAAAUACAAUGCCCAUAACCACAGAAUCUCCAAACCUUUCUGGUGAAUAUGUGGCGAUAAUAAUCCUUAGUAUCCUUUGUGGAAUUGUCUUGAUGAUGAUAAUAAUCUUCAUCCUCUACAAACACAGGUGCUGCAGGAGGAGACGUCAAGAGGUUACAUGGGUGGUUUAUGAUGAUUUGGAUGGCCCCAAUACAAAUACCAAUAGAUAUGACGAAGAACUGUCCUCAUCUGAAGUGAAUGUGGAGCGUGGACUUCCUGAAGGGCAUACCAACAUGACUCCUCCUGCUUCGUUGUCUCUGGGUGAAUCUGGACACACUUCCAUCAGUACACAUUUGCAAAACAGCUCACUCCAGAAUGGGCAUUUGGAGGGAUCAGCACAAGAGCCUAAUAGCCAAGAAAUCAGACAAAAUACAAUACCAGAAUUCAGACAUGCUGUACAUUCUGAUUACAUGGAGCUGUCAUAUUUCACUUCAUGCAGUGACAAAAAAACUGACACGCCGAAAACGAUCAACGGUGGAUGCUGUAGGCCUGGGUCCGCUGAUUCCUCUGCUACUAAAGAUGACAAACCAAAACCUGCUGAAGAUCACCCAAAUGAUGACAUCAGUACAGGUGAACCCCUUGUGGUUAGUGCUAAUGAUAAGCCUGCGACUGGGACACUUAAGAGACCUAAAUUAAUAUAUGACAAAUACGGAUACACUCUGGUUAUAAAGCAUGGAGAUAAACAAUUUCAGGUUGUUGAAGAUUCAGGUCAAACCAGAGCUAUUAAAGACAGCACGUGUAGUUCCCAUGUUGACCACACAGACAAUCAUGGGGUCUUAUCGAAAGUAGAAAAGACUGCAACCGUGAACAGUCCUGUUUUGAAGCCGAAAGACAAAACUUCUUCCUUUGAAAAUGUUCACUUGCCAAAAACAAAACUUGUAGAACGUCUUGUAGGUAGCAGCCAAACGGAUAAUCAUGAUGUAGAGCCAACUCAUGCCGACGAUCCUCCAAUGUCACCUUCGAAAAAGACACAUAAACACUUAAACCGUUACCUUGACUUAUAUUCUCAAAUUGAUGAUGGCAGUUGUGGAAAAUUAGGUGAAAUGGACCAUGUGGAAAAUGUAGCAACAGAAACAGGACAACAUAGCGGUGAUACAUAUACACCAAGCAUAGACACCGAUAUUGAAAAUGUCGACGAGUGUGCCUUCAGUACAACUACACCAUGUAGUAAUGUUACGUUGGAAAAUCAUACAACCGAUGCGAAUUCAGAUUAUCAUUCCUCUGGAGAUGAUACAUCUCCAGAGGAAGAUAUAGACAUUAUGGCAUACUUCAUUGAUUAUGUUGCCCCACAAAAGACAUAUCUUGGUAUCAUCUAUGAGUAUGAAGAGGACGUAGAAUUUGAAGAUGCAGAGACAGAUCAAGGCAGUGAAGGUGAUGACAGUGAGAAAGAAGAGUCAGUUAAGGAACAGAGUCAUGAAGAACAAGAAAACAGCCGACAACUAGCGUCAAUAAGGAUAAAACAAGAUGAAGAAACGGAACAUGUUAUGGUAGUAAAGGAGGAAGGGACUGAAGAUGAAGACAUAGUGAGCAAUUUGGAAAUGCAGCCAACAGACAAAAUGAAAGUUGAAAAACAAGUAGACACAGAAGGAGUCCUAAAGCAUGACCAACGAGGAGCAGCAGCAGAUUAUGAAGACGAGGAUGAGGAUGCACAUGGGGAUGCAACAGACAGUUGUAGCCAGCAUAUAGAGUAUCAAGGAUUGAUACAAACGAUGGAAGGAGCGGACCCGAUUGUUGAUAGGGAUGACAAGUUUGCCCACACAUACUCUAAUGAUAAGCAAAAAGAAGUACUGUGUACAUCAUCAGAUACAGAGAACAAGGACAAUCAACAGUUAGAGACAGUGAAGAGUGAACUGUUAGAAGAAGAGCAAAGUGAUGAAACAGGUAUAAGCGAUGAACAAUUAGCGACAGCACAAGGGAAAUCAUUGGAAAAGCACUUAGACCAAAGCACAGAAUUAGAGGAGGAUGCUGUAGAAAUGGAAGAUAAAGAAGCCGAGAUGGGAGACGAGUUUUGUUUUAUACAAAAUGAGCAUGUAGAAAAGCUGGAAAUGUCCAGAAAACUGGAGGAUGAAGAGUUGGUGGAGGUACAGGUGGGGGAUGAUCAACAAGUGCUGGAUACACCUGAUGACACUGUAGGAAAGGAAGAUGAAGAUUCAGCUGACGAACUUGGGAAUACAUUAGUUAAGAUGAACAGUAACCUUUUGGGAGAAGAAGUGCCGAGUGGCACUCUAGAACAGAAACAAGUAGAUGUACAGGAUGCCUUGGAGAAAACAGACGGAGAAGGCGUACAAGAUGAUGUCAUGGAAAAAGAAGGAGCACAGGAUACUGCUUUAAAAAAAGAAGACAUCUUAGAAAAUGAAAAUGUAGAUGCAAUGAAAUUGCAGGAUAAAUUUCAAGAAAGAAAUGAUGCACAUAUAAGGGAAGAUGAAGAGUGGUCUGAUGGUAUCACAGACAGGAUAGGCGAAGAAGCAGAAAAUGGAAACCCAGGACAUGAACAGGCACAGGAAGUGCCAGAAGAAACAGGAGAAAUGGAAAAUGAUAAAUUACAAAUACAGGAUGUUGUAGGAACCGAUGAUCAACCAAAAGAGGAAGUUAAAAGGAUAGAGGUGCACGAUGAUGAACAAGAAGAACAUGUUAAAGAAGCGGAAAGUGAAAAAUGGUUUAAGGACAAACCCUAUGACACAGUAGAGAUGGACAGACAGGUUUGGGACAUAACUGACACAAAGCAAAAGGAAAUCGACAAGGAGAAUUGUUCUUCUAGAAAUGAUGAGGUACAACAAUCAGCAGACCGGGUAGCUGAACAAGAAACAUUUGAAAAGGUAAUCUACCCCGACGAGCAGUCAGUGGUAAGGGAAAAAAUACAAGAAGGUGAAAUUAAAGAGGAAGAAGACGAGGAACACGAGGUGAAAAAUAAAAAAAAUGACCAUUGCGAGGGGAGUAGGGACAUACUAGUCCUCGAUCCAGAAGAAGGCAGCUCUCUGAGUGAUGAGGACGAUGGUUGGAUGCUUUUCGAUGAACCUUUGUCAGUGGUACUGUCUGCUUAUCAAUAUUCUGGCAAUGAUUAUCUUGAUAUUGACGAAAUGGACACGAUGGACAGUGAUGACGAUCAACCAUUUGAUUCAAACCUUCAGGAUGACAGUUUUGCGCGAGAUUAUAUUGAAAGAUUACAAUUUCUUCAACCAACCAAAGGCAUAUUAUGUAAAGAAGGGACGACAAGGAAUAAAGAAAAGCGCGUUCCCAAAAAUGUUAGAUUUACGCUCCCCGGGGAAUAGAAUUAGUUUUGAAGAAAUGGAAACCACAAGACAACACACAUAAUACCUGUAAUUGACAGAUGCCUAUGUUUUGCUGCAUUGUUACCUGGCUAAAAUAGGUUCUCAAAACACAAUUGCUUGUCAUAAGAUGCGACUAAAUUAGACUGGAUGAUCCAGCUCGGUGACUGGAUUGAUUGCAUGAGAUCGUGCCAGAGACGUUCUUCAAAAAUAUUUUAUGGUUGACAUGUGGAGGACAUUUCGAAAUUUGAUGCAUCAAUGACAAAAACGAUGUCCGAUGCAAUUCCCUGUUUUGACAUGCACCACAUGUUCCCGUGUUUUUCAGG
Molecule: messenger RNA, 4631 nt
Organism: Haliotis rufescens (red abalone)
Lineage: Eukaryota; Metazoa; Mollusca; Gastropoda; Lepetellida; Haliotidae
Product: nestin-like
Exons: 4
Coding region: 355-4308 (1317 amino acids)
Source: RefSeq, a predicted model, not a curated record